Messenger RNA from Epithele typhae, 2178 nucleotides. RefSeq lists its product as uncharacterized. Gene Ontology annotation, cellular component: COPII vesicle coat; endoplasmic reticulum exit site. Gene Ontology annotation, molecular function: GTPase activator activity; zinc ion binding. Bases 1 to 2178 code for a protein of 725 amino acids. The record is from RefSeq and is a predicted model, not a curated record. The transcript has 10 exons. Gene Ontology annotation, biological process: COPII-coated vesicle cargo loading; endoplasmic reticulum to Golgi vesicle-mediated transport; intracellular protein transport. Lineage: Eukaryota; Fungi; Basidiomycota; Agaricomycetes; Polyporales; Epitheliaceae.
AUGAACUUCGAGGACGUUGAGGAGCGCGAUGGUGAGCGUCGUCUGUCGUGGAACGUAUGGCCGUCCUCGAGAAUAGAGGCCACGCGCACAGUUGUCCCCAUCUCCGCCCUCUACACUCCCCUCAAGCAACGAGACGACCUUCCCGAAAUCCUUUAUGAGCCUGUGACAUGCAAGCCUCCCUGUCGGGCCGUAUUGAAUCCUUACUGCCAAAUCGACAUCCGCCAGAAGCUUUGGAUAUGCCCGUUCUGCCUUCAGCGCAACGCCUUCCCACCUCAUUACAAGGAUAUCUCCAACACCAAUCUUCCGUCGGAGCUCCUCCCCAAGUUCACCACUAUCGAAUACACGCUGUCGCGCGGUGCGGCCGUCCCUCCCAUCUUCCUAUUAGUCGUCGACACUUGCCUGGAGGAAGAAGAUCUGAAGGCUCUCAGGGAUGCGCUGGUCGUCAGCUUGAGUCUCAUCCCCCGUAUGCGCUCGUGGACCCAAAUUCACGAGCUUGGCUACGCUGAGUGCAGCAAGUCUUAUCCGAUGCCCCCACAAUCGUUUGGCGCUGCCCGCUUCCUCAUGCCGGCCCAGCAGUGUGAAUUCCAACUCACCGGUAUCCUCGAGGCCCUCGCGCGGGACCCAUGGCCGGUUGCAAAUGACAAGCGCCCUCUGCGAUGCACGGGUGUUGCAGUUAGCGUGGCUGUUGGCCUCCUCGAGUCGACCUUCCCCAACACCGGUGCACACAUCAUGCUCUUCUCUGGAGGACCUGCCACUGAGGGUCCGGGUAUGGUUGUCAGCAACGAGCUUAAGGAGCCCAUCCGUUCACACCAUGAUAUCGACCGUGACAGCGCGAAGCAUUUCAAACGCGCGACGAAGUUCUAUGAAGGUCUCGCCAAGCGAGCCUCGAACAACGGCCAUGUGAUCGAUCUCUUCGCGGGAUGCUUGGAUCAAGUGGGCCUAUUGGAGAUGAAGUCCAUGCCUAACUCGACCAAUGGCGUGAUCGUGCUUUCCGAUUCCUUCGCGACUUCAAUCUUCAAGCAAAGCUUCCUCCGCAUGUUCAACAAGGACGGUUCUGGUUUCCUGGAGAUGGGCUUCAACGCGACCUUCGACGUUCAGACGACGAAGGAGCUCAAGGUGUCCGGGAUGAUCGGUCACGGCAUCUCCGCGGCGAAGAAGUCACCAUGCGUCGGCGAGACUGAGAUCGGUAUCGGCCAAACCUCUGCGUGGAAAGUCAACUCGAUCGCUCCCCGCACAGCCGCCGCGGUGUACUUCGAGGUUGUCACUCCUGCUGGACAGCCUUUGCAACCCGGCUCGCGUGGUCUCAUCCAAUUUGUCACGCACUACCAGCAUGCAAGCGGCAAAAACCGUCUACGCGUCACGACUAUCGCACGUAACUUCGCGGAGGCGGGUUCGCCCAGCAUCGCUACCUCAUUCGACCAGGAGGCCGCAGCAGUGCUCAUGGCGCGUAUCGCCGUGUUCAAGGCGGAGAUCGACGACUCGCCCGACGUGCUUCGGUGGUUGGACCGCAUGCUCAUCCGGUUAUGUCAGAAGUUCGCGGAUUACAGGAAGGAGGACCCAACUAGCUUCAGGCUAUCGGACAACUUCAGCAUCUACCCGCAGUUCAUGUUCCACCUUCGGAGAAGUCAGUUCCUGCAAGUGUUCAACAACAGUCCGGACGAGACCGCCUUCUAUCGGCACGUGCUCAACGAGGAGGAUGUGAACAACUCCCUCAUCAUGAUCCAGCCCACCCUCAUGUCCUACACCUUCGACGUCCCUCCACAACCAGUGCUGCUCGACAGCGUUUCCAUCAAGCCUGACGUUAUCCUCCUCCUCGACACCUUCUUCCACAUCCUUAUCUUCCACGGCGAGACGAUCGCACAGUGGCGCAAGGCCGGUUACCAGGAACAGGAGGGGUACGAGAACUUCAAGGAGCUGCUCGAGUCGCCCGUCGCGGACGCACAGGAUCUCCUCGCCGACCGCUUCCCGAUCCCGCGCUACAUCGUCUGCGACCAGGGCGGCAGUCAAGCCCGUUUCCUGCUUUCGAAGCUGAACCCGUCGACGACGCACAUGUCUGCGAGCAUGUACGGCUCGGCGGCGGGCGCCAGCGCUGGCCAGGCCAUCUUCACGGACGACGUCAGCUUGCAAGUCUUCAUGGAGCACCUCAAGCGUUUGGCUGUGGGCGCGCAGACGAAUUAA